Molecule: messenger RNA, 5304 nt
Organism: Rasamsonia emersonii CBS 393.64
Lineage: Eukaryota; Fungi; Ascomycota; Eurotiomycetes; Eurotiales; Trichocomaceae
Product: Translation initiation regulator (Gcn20)
Exons: 17
Coding region: 1-5304 (1767 amino acids)
Biological process (GO): transmembrane transport
Cellular component (GO): membrane
Molecular function (GO): ATP hydrolysis activity; ATP binding; transmembrane transporter activity
Source: RefSeq, a predicted model, not a curated record
AUGGAGGCGGAACUCCAAGCGCAAAUUCCCGGUCUCGACCAUGUGAUCUCAGAAUACUCAGUGGGCUAUUUGACUCAUGCCUCAAAGGCAUAUGUGGCGGAUGCUGAUCCCAAUGCUCCCUCGCCACUAUCAGAGGCAGCAGACACCAUCACUGAGCUUUUGGUGUCAGCAUCCGGGGAUUUCUCUCCUCAGAAUGAAGAGGCUAUUCGCAAUCUCGUGGAGAAAUUUAUCUCCUCUCUAAGCUCCGCAGAUGGAGUUGAUGCAGAGCGGAGGCAGAUGCCUUUUGCUGCAAAGAAGCUUGAUCAAACAAUCAACGUGGGCUCUCAGAGGAACAUUUCCUCCACCCUGGGGCUUGUAGGCGGAACGGUGGACCUAGAGUCUGCCAGUUCUAGAAAGGUGGAGUCUCGCGUUGAUCGAAAGAAACUGGAGAAGGCAGAGCGGAAGAUUCAGGCCAAGCAGAAUAAGAAGGCGAUGAAAACUGUUGAGUACGAAGCGUCGCGCUUGCUCACUAAGCCAGACCCCGCCCAAUCUUAUGAAGAGUUCUUCAUGGCUGUCAACCCUUUGCAGAUGGGGUCUGAUUCACAGUCUAAGAGCAAGGAUAUUAAGGUUGACGGGAUUGAUAUUUCGAUUGCUGGGAAACGGAUAUUGACUGACGCCUCUCUCACGUUGACUUAUGGCCGGAGAUAUGGUCUGGUGGGUCAGAACGGUAUUGGAAAGAGUACUCUGCUUCGCGCUUUGAGCCGCAGAGAAGUAGCAAUCCCGACUCACAUUUCUAUUCUGCACGUUGAGCAAGAGAUUACUGGUGAUGAUACCCCUGCAUUGCAAUCUGUUCUGGAUGCCGACGUCUGGCGAAAACACUUGCUUCAAGAGCAAGAGAAAAUUACUAAGAAGUUGGCCGAGAUUGAUGCCGAGAGAGCGUCGAUGGCAGAUACCUCAAAAGAAGCAGCAAAGUUGGACCAUGAACGUGAAGGCCUCGAUACGACUCUAAGUGACAUCCACGCAAAGCUUGCGGAGAUGGAGUCUGACAAGGCCGAAUCUCGUGCUGCCAGUAUUCUAGCAGGUCUUGGGUUCUCUCCCGAGCGACAGCAGUUACCAACCAAGACAUUCUCUGGUGGUUGGAGAAUGAGACUGGCUCUGGCCCGAGCGCUGUUUUGUGAGCCAGAUCUGCUCCUGCUUGACGAACCCUCCAACAUGUUGGAUGUGCCAUCAAUCACUUUCCUAUCGAACUAUUUACAGACCUAUCCUAGCACUGUUCUUGUCGUUUCUCACGACCGGGCCUUUUUGAAUGAAGUUGCUACUGAUAUCAUCCACCAGCACUCAGAGCGGCUAGACUACUACAGGGGAGCCAAUUUCGAUUCCUUCUACGCCACUAAAGAGGAACGAAGAAAGGCUGCUAAACGGGAAUACGAGAAUCAGAUGGCUCAGCGAGCACAUUUGCAAGCGUUCAUUGACAAAUUCAGAUAUAACGCAGCCAAGUCUUCCGAGGCGCAAUCAAGGAUCAAGAAGCUCGAGCGUAUGCCAGUCCUUCAGCCUCCAGAGAACGAAUACGUCGUGCACUUCAAGUUCCCGGAAGUCGAGAAGCUCUCGCCGCCUAUUAUUCAGAUGUCGGAUGUUUCGUUUGGUUAUUCUAAAGACAAGCUAUUGCUCAGGAAUGUUGAUUUGGAUGUCCAGCUUGAUUCUCGCAUUGGCAUUGUUGGACCGAACGGCGCCGGAAAGACCACCGUCCUGAAACUCCUCAUCGGACAGCUACAGCCUACCAGUGGUUUAAUCUCCCAGCAUCCGCGGUUGCGCAUUGGCUACUUUGCUCAACACCACGUUGACGCACUGGAUCUGAAUGACAGCGCAGUGGGAUUUAUGGCCAAGAACUAUCCCGGAAAGACAGACGAGGAAUACCGAAGACAUCUCGGCGCGUUUGGCAUCACCGGUAUGACCGGCCUGCAGAAGUUAGGACUGCUGUCCGGAGGUCAAAAGUCUCGUGUGGCCUUUGCGUGCUUAUCCCUGACGAAUCCGCAUAUCCUCGUCCUGGACGAACCGUCUAACCACCUGGAUAUCGAGGCCAUGGAUGCACUCUCAGAGGCGCUUCAGAAGUUCCAGGGUGGUGUUCUCAUGGUCUCUCACGACGUUACCAUGUUGAAAAAUGUUUGCACCAGCCUUUGGGGUAUAGUAAGGAAGGGAAACGCGGCAACGCCUAUGGUUUUUCCAUCCAGAUCCCACCUUCUUCCCCAUGGAUACAGUCUAUUUAAGAGAACUCAAUCAGGAACUAGUAAGCGCCAGAUUUCUACCGCCUGGAGAUUACUUCCUGCCAGAUCUUCGCGCAUGUCUGUCGAUGGCGACACGACGGUAGUGAGCCCAGUGGCGGAACAGUCUGUAGAGCUGGAGGAAAUGGCAGCACACGAUACUGACUACCGGACGGCGGUAGAUGCUCCGCUCCUCGAACAGAACGUUCGGAGAGGCAUCAAUGACGAUUCAGACCGACUGCUGCUGAGCUCAGAGCCGAGGGCCUAUGGAGGUAUCUUCAUAUGGGCCUUGACGUUCUCCGCGGGAAUAAGUGGCCUUCUUUUCGGCUAUGAUCGCCCUCUCACCACUCUUGACAAGAGUCUCAUAACAUCCUGCACCAGUUUAUUCGCGUUAGUUGCGAGCCCGUUCGCUGGAGUUCUCGCUGAUAAGUUCGGCCGGAAGAAGGUGAUCCUAAUUGCUGAUGGCCUCUUUGCCCUUGGAGCAUUAUGGCAAGCACUCACGGGGUCGGUUGAAGGGAUGAUAUUUGGGCGGAGUGCUGUCGGUUUGGCUGUCGGAGCUGCGAGUCUGGUUUCUCCAUUGUACAUUUCGGAGCUUGCACCUUCGGAAAUGAGAGGCAGACUUGUCACCAUAUUGAGUCUCUUCAUAACGGGAGGUCAAGUGGUCGCCUAUGUGAUUGGCUGGUUAUUCUCUUCAAUGUCAGGGGGCUGGCGCUGGAUGGUUGGCCUUGGGUCGCUUCCAGCUUUUUUGCAGCUUGCAGUCAUCGUUUUACUCCCGGAAACUCCCCGUUGGCUUGUCCAAGCUGGGCACGGGUUCGCAGCAAAGAGGGUGCUGGAGAAGGUCUAUAGAGCGUACCCGGACGCGGAGCGUAUGGCAGACGUCGUGCUGAGAGCUAUCGAAAGGGAAGUUACGGAAGAAGAAGAGGAAAUGAACCGCAAUAAGCCAUCGAAUUCCUCAGCGACAUGGUACAGCCGAUCUUUACAAACUUUCUCCGAGCUAAUAGGCGUUGGCGGCAACCGACGAGCCUUGACGAUUGCGAUGAUGCUACAAGGGCUCCAGCAGCUUUGUGGCUUCAAUAGUCUCAUGUACUUUUCGGCAACAAUCUUUCAAUUGCUCUCUUUCUCGUCUCCGACUCUGACGUCCCUGACCGUGGCUAUGACGAAUUUCCUCUUCACCCUCCUCGCCUUCUCUUUAAUUGACCGCAUAGGCCGCCGACGAAUUCUCCUUUACUCCAUUCCGGUCAUGACCUUCGCUCUGCUCGUUUGUGCUGCCGCAUUCUCCUCCCUAGACCUGCCGAAAUCGCCGUUAGCCGUUCGACAGCGAUGGGAAGGGAAUUCAAAUGGCGAUUCAUCCAAGCCACUCAUUAUCCUUAUUUCCUUGACUCUAUACACCGCCUCGUAUGCUACUGGUCUUGGAAACGUACCUUGGCAACAAUCGGAGCUUUUCCCUUUGACGGUUCGCUCUCUGGGCUCAUCCCUCGCUACGGCCACGAACUGGGGAUCCAACUUUAUCGUUGGCCUCUCCUUUUUACCAAUGAUGGAACUUCUGUCGCCUGGCUGGACAUUUGUCGCCUAUGCGCUGUAUCUAGUCAUUCCAGCAACUGAAGUUAGGUUAAUCAUAAUACAGUUUCGGAUGAAGUUCAUUACUACAUCAGAAGUAACUGAGCCACAUUCGAAUUCUCUCCAAUCUCGGGAGACUUGCUCCACGAGCCCUGUAUCGUUUUCCGUCAUGGAGGGCCCCUCAAACCCUUUUCGAAGGUUACCAGCUGAGGUAUUUGACUUUUCGAUGCUCCUUGUCAAAGGAGGAGGAAUUGAGCGCUGUACUUUCUAUGUGACCUCCAAGCUCGUCCAACAUAUAGCCUGUUUCCUCGUCGACGAUGCCGAUCUCUCAAGUUUCACUUCUGUGUGCACAUCUGUGGCGUACCAAGUGCUGCCCUCGCACUCAUCGAUCUGGCGCAGGCGGUUUGAAGACCAGUACGACUUGCCCCGGGGACAUAACUCGGCCGAGAUCAAGAUCGAGUACCAAACACGAGCCAUUGUUUUGGCGCAGAAGAUCUCGUUCAGGUACGGGGAAAAGGAAGAGCAGGAGUUAUGGCUCGAGCUCAUCAAGACUCUUCAUUUGGAGUCCUACCGUUCCCGGACCAUCAGUGAUCCUCGUCCAUCCCAUUCCAAGAACCGAGGAUCAUCGAAGUUCUCUGCCAUUCCGAUUUCCUACACCGGCCGGUUAACGGAUACGGUCAGCGCUCACAGAACCCUCCCUCGGACAGUUUCUGUGCUGUCCAACCUGGAACGGUCGUAUCGGUGCUCUCGGGGUGACUAUGACAUCCAGAAAGUCUACUCUUACAAAGUACCCUCUCGAGAGCCACUCGUGUCCAUCCACGAGGUGGAUCUUGAAAAGAUACUCCAUCUUCGCAAUUUCUGGCAGAGACAUCUGACCACUUCCUAUGAAGAUACCUUUCAUGGCUCCUUCGAAGGCCUGCCUGUUAGCCAGAGACCUAAAGCGUGGGACCGUCCCCUGGAUGAGAAAGUGGAGUUGAAGAGUCUCUGGUUGGGCUAUUACUUCAUUGAACGCAGAUAUUUCCUCUCAAAGCGAACAACGGAAAGUAAACUAACAGCUAGAUCCUCUCAGUUGCUCCACCUGACCAUCGAUCCAGAUCCGCUGAACUGGCCAGCCAUUUUCGACUGGAUCAUCCCCAUCCUCGGCGCUGCAUCGUCGAGAACCUACUUCCGCGGAAUCCAGAGAUUCCACCAGGUCAUGGACAGUCCCAGCUAUCUCGUCCGUGGGUUUCUCGAACCCAUUCCCUCUCCGCAGGGUGGCAUCCCCGGCUGGAGUCGGAUCUGCUUCGUCAUUUACGACGCGAACCGCGACUUUCUGAAGCUCGUUCCAUCUGAUACUGACGAUGAUGGCGAGGAUGGAAGUAAAGAGGCGCUUUUUCCAGAGGAAGACUGGCCACCGGUCGAUCUCCGGAUGGACUUCCAUUGGAUCUUUGGCUAUGAGGGCGUCCUGCUCCCGGGAGGAAGGAUCAUGCUGGGCCAGUGGCUUGAUAUGGCGAGGGCAGACGAGGAAUAG